AUGGCCUCGCAAGCGCAAGGAGCUCCGAGCUCCGACAAGAAGAAGCCCAGCCCUCUGCGAUCCAUCAUUGCUGGUUCCACGGCCGGCGCCAUUGAAAUUGCCAUCACAUAUCCCGCCGAGUUCGCCAAGACCCGGUCGCAAUUGAACCGCCGUCUGGCAGAGGGACAGAAGCUGCCGUGGCCGCCGUUUGGCAAGCAGUGGUAUGCGGGAUGCACGACGCUGAUUAUCGGCAACUCUGCCAAGGCUGGCAUCCGAUUCGUUGCCUUUGAUCAGUACAAGGCCCUUCUCGCCGACGAGAAUGGCAAGCUCAGCGGCCCACGCACCGUCCUCGCCGGCUUCGGCGCGGGCAUUACAGAAUCCCUCCUCGCCGUCACGCCGACCGAGAGCAUCAAGACGACACUCAUCGACGACCGCAAGUCGGCCAAGCCCCGCCUGCGCGGCUUCCUCCACGCCGUGCCCAUCAUCGCCCGCGAGCGCGGCAUCCGCGGCUUCUUCCAGGGCUUCGUGCCGACGACGCUGCGCCAGUCGGCCAACAGCGCGACGCGCUUCGGCUCCUACACCUUCUUCAAGCAAAUCGCCGAGUCGUACACGGCGCCCGGCGAGAAGCUCGGCACCGCCGGCACCUUUGGCAUCGGCGGCCUCGCCGGCCUCGUCACCGUCUUCGUCACCCAGCCCCUCGACACCCUCAAGACGCGCAUGCAGAGCCCCGAGGCCAAGCAGACGUACGGCAACACGCUGCGCUGCGCCGGCAUGAUCCUCAAGAACGAGGGCAUCCGCACGUUCUGGAGCGGCGCGGUGCCACGCCUGGUGCGCCUGGUGCUGAGCGGCGGCAUUGUGUUCACCAUGUACGAGAAGAGCAUGGAGCUCAUGAAUAAGCUGGAUCCGGAGAUGAAGUAUCUGUAA
Molecule: messenger RNA, 903 nt
Organism: Akanthomyces muscarius
Lineage: Eukaryota; Fungi; Ascomycota; Sordariomycetes; Hypocreales; Cordycipitaceae
Exons: 5
Coding region: 1-903 (300 amino acids)
Biological process (GO): mitochondrial citrate transmembrane transport
Source: RefSeq, a predicted model, not a curated record